Molecule: messenger RNA, 3611 nt
Organism: Physella acuta
Lineage: Eukaryota; Metazoa; Mollusca; Gastropoda; Physidae
Product: DNA topoisomerase 3-alpha
Biological process (GO): DNA recombination; DNA repair; DNA topological change
Cellular component (GO): RecQ family helicase-topoisomerase III complex; nucleus; chromosome
Molecular function (GO): zinc ion binding; DNA binding; DNA topoisomerase type I (single strand cut, ATP-independent) activity
Source: RefSeq, a predicted model, not a curated record
GUUUCAUUGCAAACAACCUUAAUAAUAAGAACAAGAUGCAAUCUGAAUCUACAUUACGCACUCUUUUGUCCUUCAACGUAGAUAUCUACAUCUAGAGUUCUAGAGGCUCAGACUAGUCAGACUUCUUACUGAUGUACGACACUCAGAGCAUGCCACAUAUCCAUUGGUGAUAUCUCAAUGCGUUUCAUACUUCUCCACCUUAGAAGGUAUAGUGCAUCAGCAACAUCUCUUCCUGAAAAAAUGGUUAGAGUUUUGAAUGUUGCUGAGAAAAAUGAUGCUGCUAAAUCUUUAGCGAAUGUUCUUUCACAUGGUCGAUGUAGAAAGCGUGAAGGGUUCUCAAGGUUCAACAAAAUUUAUGAAUUUGAGUAUAAAUUAAUGAACAAAGAUGUGACUAUGACCAUGACUUCAGUUUCUGGACAUCUGCUUGGUCUAGAGUUUACUGGGUCAUUUAAAAAGUGGGGAGCCUGUAAUCCUGUUGAUUUGUUCAGUGCUCCAGUCAUGAAGCAUUGCCCCCAAGAUUACAAUGAUAUCAAGAGAACCUUAGAACAAGAGAUCAGAGGCUGUCAAUCUUUAAUUAUUUGGACUGAUUGUGAUCGUGAAGGAGAAAAUAUAGGCUUUGAAAUCAUUCAUGUUUGUCAAGCAGUAAAACCGAACAUUAAAGUUUAUAGAGCAAAGUUCUCAGAGAUCACACCUCAAGCUGUUGCCAGAGCCAUCAAUAAUUUAGCUGCCCCUGAUGCCAGAAUUAAUGAUGCAGUUGAUGUUCGCCAAGAAUUAGAUCUACGUAUAGGAGCAGCUUUUACAAGAUUUCAAACUCUGAGGCUGCAAAAAACUUUCCCUCAGGCGUUAUCUGAGCAGCUGAUCAGUUACGGGAGUUGUCAGUUUCCUACUUUGGGAUUUGUUGUAGAGAGAUACAAACAAGCUCAGGCAUUUGUUCCUGAACCAUUCUGGAAGAUAAGAGUGUUACAUCAACAUGAUGAAGUUAAAGCAGAUUUUAGUUGGCAAAGAAAUCGAUUGUUCAAUUUUUUAGCAUGUCAAGUUUUAUAUAACCGUUGCAUUGAAAAUCCUGUAGCCACUGUAAUUGAUAUAAAAAGUAAGAGCAAAAGCAAAUGGCGACCACAGGCAUUGGAUACAGUUGAAUUAGAAAAAUUAGCAUCAAGAAAGCUAAAGAUUAAUGCCAAGGAAACAAUGAGAAUAGCAGAACAUCUCUACACACAAGGUUUCAUUAGUUAUCCACGUACUGAAACAAACAUUUUCCCCAAAGAAAUGGAUUUGGCAGCUCUAGUUUCUGAACAAACAAGAGAUCCAGAUUGGGGAGAGUUUGCCCAGCAAGUUUUAAAUAAUGGGGUUAAUCCUAGAAAUGGUACCAAAACUGAUCAAGCUCAUCCACCUAUUCAUCCAUUGAAGUAUACUGCUACCCUACAGGGUAAUGAUAAAAAGGUGUAUGAAUUUAUAGUGCGGCACUUUUUGGCUUGUGUAUCUCAAGAUGCUCAGGGACAUGAAACUAUAGUAGAUAUCAACAUUGCAGAUGAAAUAUUUUCAGCACAAGGUUUGAUGAUUCUAGCCAAAAACUUUCUAGAUGUAUAUCCUUAUGAUAAAUGGAAUGCUAAAGAAGUUCCACUCUAUAGACAGGGAGAUCAGUUUGAGCCAAACUCAAUAGAGAUAGUUCCUGGAGAAACAAGUGCACCACCUCUACUAACUGAAGCUGAUCUAAUCUCCUUGAUGGAGAAACAUGGCAUUGGUACUGAUGCAACUCAUGCUGAUCACAUUGAGACAGUUAAGGCUCGUAUGUAUGUAGGUCUAAGACCUGAUGGUAGAUUUGUACCUGGCCAAUUAGGCAUGGGAUUAGUUGAAGGUUAUGAUAGUAUGGGUUAUGAAAUGUCCAAACCAAAUUUAAGAGCAGAGCUAGAAGCAGACCUUAAAUUAAUAUGUGAAGGGAGAAAAACUAAAGAAGAGGUCUUAAGUGUCCAGAUACAGAAAUACAAGGAAGUGUUUAUUGAAGCAUGUAAUCAGGCACAGAAACUUGACGAAGCUUUGUCACAAUAUCUGGGUGAGGCACAGGAAACUCCCCAGACUGCAGGCGAAGUAGCUACAACUACAUCAGUUGUAAUGACUUGUUCAAAAUGUGGAAGUCCAAUGACAUUACGCACAAAGAAAGAUAAUAAAGGCUACUACAUAGGGUGUUCAGGUUUUCCUGAAUGCAAAUCCUGCAUUUGGUUGCCAAAUUUUGUUUUACAUGCAGCAACAACAGAUCAAAUCUGUCAGUUGUGCCAACCAAGAUCUGUAACCAAACUUCACUUUAAGUUCAAACCAGGCAGUGUUCCAAGUACAAUUUCUAAUGAUUAUGUGGGCUGUAUAGGUGGAUGUGACGAGAUGUUAACUGAAACUUUAGGUGUUAGAAUUGCCUCUAGUCAAGCUGCUGCAACAAAUCCACUCAUGCCACGCACUGAAACAAGCACUCACACUCCCAGAAACUCUGGCCAACCUAGUUCCAGACCUACCAAUACACCAGCAAACAGGAAAGGAGCCGCUCCGGCCAGUCAGUCUCAAACAAACCCAAACCCCAUGUUUAAAAGAACAGUCUCCACACUUUCAUCAUCGAACAACAGUUCCACACCUGCUGCUCGAAAUAGCAACAAAAAAGUUGUGACAAGUCAGGAGCCUGCCCAGUUCCUGUCUCUGAUGAAUGGCCACAAUCAAACACCAUCUAGUAGAAGUGUGUCGUCUGGCAGUAGAUCUUCAUUUACAAAUGGUAGAGAUUCAGGUAGCAAUGUCAAUAGGACUCAAUCCACUUCAUCCUUUUCCACAAGUUCCAUGGAUGACAGUGACAAAGCUAUAGUGUGCAGCUGUGGAAAAGAUGCAGUGCUUUUGACCGUAAGAAAGGAAGGCCCCAACACAGGUCGUCAGUUUUACAAGUGUUCUGGUCAAAAUGGUGCCAGUUGUAACUUUUUUCUUUGGGCUGAUGACAACGCAGCCCAGCAAUCAAGUCAAAGUUUCUCAAGCACUCAAAAUCAAACAGCAUCUAGGAAUAACAACUCAUUUCAAAGUCCAAAUGUAAAUAAUCGAAAUUUUGGGCCCCCUAAACCUUUUUCAUCAAAUGGGAGUGAAGAAAUACUGUGUAAAUGUGGGAUUCCAGGAAAGUCCCUGGUUGUUCUAAAGGAAGGCCCCAACAAAGGGAGGCCUUUUCAUUGCUGUAGUAAACCACAAGGACAAACUUGCAAUUUUUUUCAAUGGGCUGAUGAGGAUGGAUCAGUGAAACAAGAAAGCAGUGGAUUUGCAACCCCCUUUCAACCCAAAGGUGCUCAAGGUUAUCAGAACAGUAGGAAACGACCACCAUCAAGCCCCAGUCAAGGUCCUAAGCAACGAAAAGCUCCUGUGUGUGGAUUCUGUGGAAAGCCUGGUCAUAGAAAACCCAAAUGUCCAGAGAGGAAUGAAGAAUUUUGAAAAAAAUAAAACAGAAGUACUGUGAUAAAUUUGUUAAAAAUGUAAAUAGAUGUUCAUGUCAGAUAAUCAUUUAAAGCAAUAAAAACAUGUACAUUUUCUAUGUAUUUCGAUUUUCAAUUACAAGUCUCAUGUGCUGUCUAUACAAAUUAAGAGCUUACAAUUUAACUUAC